Messenger RNA from Lodderomyces theae, 594 nucleotides. RefSeq names its product Het1p (gene HET1). Gene Ontology annotation, cellular component: cytoplasm; cytosol; membrane. Gene Ontology annotation, biological process: ceramide transport; intermembrane lipid transfer. The transcript has a single exon. NCBI's taxonomy places the organism in Eukaryota, Fungi, Ascomycota, Pichiomycetes, Serinales, Debaryomycetaceae. Gene Ontology annotation, molecular function: ceramide 1-phosphate binding; ceramide 1-phosphate transfer activity. The record is from RefSeq and is a predicted model, not a curated record. Bases 1 to 594 code for a protein of 197 amino acids.
AUGUCAACUUUCUUUGAUGAAAUGCAAAAGUCCUUUGCCGACGUGAAAAUCACAGACGGUAAAAUCGACACCUCAGAUUUCUUGCAAGCUUCUGAGUCACUUGUCAAAUUGUUUGACUUGUUAGGUUCAACUGCAUUUGUUGUUGUUCAAAAUGACAUGAAUGGCAACAUUGCCAAGAUCCGUAAGAAACUAUUAGAAGACCCAGCCAACGCCUCCACUUUGCAAGAUUUGGUCCUCACUGAAUCUAAAACCAAGACCAAGACCGCAACCCAGGGUUUAUUAUGGUUAUCACGAGGCUUACAAUUCACAGCACAGGCAAUGAGAGAAACCAUUGAUCAACCAGACAAAGAGUUGACUGCUACGUUUACUGAUGCUUAUGGUAAAACCUUGUCCAAGUACCACGGUAUGUUUGUUAAGCCUGUUUUCAAGUUGGCCAUGCAAGCAUGUCCUUAUCGAAAGGACUUUUUCGCGAAAUUGGGGGCUGACCAGACUAAAGUUGCUGAGCAAUUGAAAGCUUGGUUAGAGGCUUUGGAAAAGAUUGUCAAGAUUAUCUUUGAUUUCUUUGCCUCGGGCAACUACGGUAAAGGAUUGUAA